This is a messenger RNA of Ceratotherium simum simum (southern white rhinoceros), 1351 nucleotides long. It is a transcript of the gene NAPSA, whose product is annotated as napsin A aspartic peptidase. NCBI's taxonomy places the organism in Eukaryota, Metazoa, Chordata, Mammalia, Perissodactyla, Rhinocerotidae. Gene Ontology annotation, cellular component: lysosome. Gene Ontology annotation, biological process: proteolysis. Gene Ontology annotation, molecular function: aspartic-type endopeptidase activity. The record is from RefSeq and is a predicted model, not a curated record.
CGCCUGGGUCCACAGCUGGGUCCCCAGAGAUGUCUCCGUCGUCGCUGCUGCUACUGCUGCUGGCCGUGGAGCCCGCCAGGGCCACCCUGAUCCGGGUCCCUCUUCGCCGAAUCUAUACUGGACCCAGGACCCUGAACCCACUGAGGGGAUGGGGGAAGCCAGCAAAGCCCCUCAGGUUGGGGGCCCCAUCCCCUGGGGACAAGUCCGUCUUUGUGCCUCUCUCUGACUACAUGAACGCCCAGUAUUACGGGGAAAUUGGGCUGGGGACGCCCCCACAAAACUUCUCUGUUGUCUUCGACACUGGCUCCUCCAAUCUCUGGGUCCCGUCCGUGAGAUGCCACUUCUUCAGUCUGCCCUGCUGGUUACACCGUCGCUUCAACCCCAAAGCCUCCAGCUCCUUCCGGCCCAAUGGGACCAAGUUUGCUAUUCAAUAUGGAACCGGGCGGCUAGACGGCAUCCUGAGUGAGGACAAGCUGACUAUUGGGGGCAUCACGGGCGCAUCAGUGGUUUUCGGGGAAGCUCUGUGGGAGCCCAGCCUGACCUUCACUAUUGCCCGCUUCGAUGGGAUAUUGGGCCUCGGUUUUCCCACUUUGGCCGUGGAUGGAGUUCGGCCCCCGCUGGAUAUACUGGUGGACCAGGGGCUGCUGGAUAAGCCUGUCUUCUCCUUCUACCUCAACAGAGACCUUGAAAUGGCUGAUGGAGGAGAGCUGGUCCUGGGUGGCUCGGACCCAGCACACUACAUCCCACCCCUCACCUUUGUGCCAGUCACGAUCCCUGCCUACUGGCAGAUCCACAUGGAGCGUGUGAAGGUGGGCACAGGGCUGACUCUUUGUGCCCAGGGGUGUGCUGCCAUUCUGGACACGGGCACGUCUCUCAUCACGGGACCCACUGAGGAGAUCCGGGCCCUGCAUGUAGCCAUUGGGGGAAUCCCUCUGCUAGCAGGGGAGUACCUCAUCCAGUGCUCCCAAAUCCCAACGCUCCCUCCAGUCUCCUUCCUCCUUGGGGGAGUCUGGUUUAACCUCACGGCCCAGGACUACGUCAUCCAGAUUGCUCGGGGUGGCGUCCGCCUCUGCUUGUCCGGCUUCCAGGCCCUGGAUGUGCCUCCGCCCGCAGGGCCCCUCUGGAUCCUCGGCGAUGUCUUCUUGGGCAGCUACGUGGCCGUCUUCGACCGUGGGGACAUGAAAGGCGCUGCCCGAGUGGGGCUGGCGCGCGCUCGUCCUCGCGGAGCGUGACGUCGAGGGGGUGGGCCCGCGCAGGCGCAGUUCUCCGGUUGACGCCCUGGUUAGGCGCAUGCGCAACGGGUCGUAGCAGAGGGCCCACGACUCAGUAAAAAGCCAUUAUUUCCGUUAAA